AUGGGAAGCAAAGCAAAAGCAAUGGGGUCUGGGCUGACUCCUCUUCUUACCACUGUUUUAGUGGUAUUUGUUGCUCUUGGCUUGCCCUCAGAAACUGCAGCUGAUGAUCACUACAAGUAUUCAUCUCCUCCUCCUCCUUACCACUAUCCCUCACCACCACCUCCAGAGCAUUUACCUCCACCAGUGUACAAAUACAAGUCCCCACCACCACCUCAUCAUGUUUACAAGUACAAAUCUCCACCACCCCCACCACCACACCCAGUUUACAAAUAUAAGUCACCACCACCACCUCCUCAUCCGGUACCACACCCAGUUUACAAGUAUAAGUCACCACCACCACCACCUCCUCAUCCGGUAUACAAGUAUAAGUCUCCUCCGCCACCACCACACCCAGUUUACAAGUAUAAGUCACCACCACCACCUCCUCAUCCGGUACCACACCCAGUUUACAAGUAUAAGUCACCACCACCACCUCCUCAUCCGGUAUACAAGUAUAAGUCUCCUCCGCCACCACCACACCCAGUUUACAAGUAUAAGUCACCACCACCACCUCCUCAUCCGGUACCACACCCAGUUUACAAGUAUAAGUCACCACCACCACCUCCUCAUCCGGUGCCACACCCAGUUUACAAGUACAAGUCACCACCACCUCCUCCCCCAGUUUACAAAUACGAGUCUCCACCACCUCCUCACCACUACUAA
Messenger RNA from Coffea eugenioides, 702 nucleotides. RefSeq names its product extensin-like. Lineage: Eukaryota; Viridiplantae; Streptophyta; Magnoliopsida; Gentianales; Rubiaceae. The transcript has a single exon. The record is from RefSeq and is a predicted model, not a curated record. The coding region runs from base 1 to 702 and encodes 233 amino acids.